Linum tenue is the source of this 2388-nucleotide messenger RNA. The record is from the annotation of a GenBank genome assembly. NCBI's taxonomy places the organism in Eukaryota, Viridiplantae, Streptophyta, Magnoliopsida, Malpighiales, Linaceae.
UCUCGGACUCGCUGAAGUCUGAGAGCGGCCGCCGACGGGGGAAAUCACCCAGCGAGAGAGAGAAGAACGAACGGCGGAGCACAGAAAGCAAUAAUGGCGGCUGGAAUUUCACAAGUCACUCCCUUUUCCUGUCCUCUCAGAGGCCGAACGAGCAACUGCGGAAGCAGCGUUCUCCUCGUCUUAGUCUCCGAGUCCAGUAAGCGACCUGGCCAUGGCCGCAGCCCUAGCCGCUUCACUUCGGUUCGAGUUUCUUCGUCUUCUCAAUCUCAACAUCCAAUCCCUGCAAAGGAAGGCCGAGACUCAGACGACGAACGUCUUCCUCCGCGUGGCGUUGCAAGCUCGGCGACAAUUCGUACCAAGGGAGCAUACGUGAGUUCCGGGAAACUGAAAGCUAUAAGGUUGAAAAUGCUUGGUGUGGAAAAAGAUGAUUCUUCGUCAAUGGAGCGGAAUGUAGAGGGACAGGAUAAGAAAUUAGCUCCUAGGUCGAGAACUAGAGUAGAAGUGAAACAUAAGUCGUUAGAUGCCCCAACCGAACGUAGGAUGCCCAGGUUAAAAGGUUCAGAUUAUGAGUUGCCUGAUGGGGAAACAAAGGAAAUGUUGGGUUCCCGUGCUGACGAUGAAGAUGAUGACUUUGAGAGGAUGCCGAAGUCACGAAGUACAUCGUAUGAUAAGUCUACGACGAGGUUUGAUUCGAGAAGAGGCUUUAGUAGCAGAAGCAGCAGCUCGAGAUCCAACUCCAGGAGGUGGGGUGAUAAUGAAGAAGAAUAUGAUGAUGAAUUUCACAGGAUGUUGGAGUCGCGAAGUACAUCGUAUGAUAAGUCUACAACGAGGUUUGAUUCGAGAAGAGGCGGCAGCUCAAGUUCCAACUCCAGGAGGUGGGGUGAUGAAGGUUCCGUUCAUAGUUUCAGACCCAGAUCACAGUUCCCUUCACAGCGACAUGAUAAAUUUUCUUCAGGAAGUGACUUCUUCAGUAGGAAAUCAUUCAGGGACAUUGGAUGCAAAGAGUAUAUCAUUGAAGCUUUGAAAGGGCAGCUUUUGCAUCGUCCUUCACAUAUUCAGGCCAUGGCAUUUUCUCCUGUGAUUGAAGGGAAGACUUGUGUCAUCUCUGAUCAAAGUGGUUCGGGCAAAACCCUGGCAUAUCUUCUCCCUGCAAUCCAGCGUUUCAAGGAAGAAGAGAAACAAGCAGCUGGUGAACCCGUAGCACCAAAAACUCCUCAAGUGUUCAUCAUGGUGCCAACUGCCGAGCUGGCUUCUCAGGUUCUGAACAAUUGCCGGUCAAUGUCGAAAUUUGGUGUUCGGUUUCGGUCCAUGGUUGCAACAGGUGGAUUUCGACAGAAAACCCAGUUGGAGACUCUAGAACAAGGUGUCGAUCUGGUGAUAGCAACACCUGGCCGUUUCCUCUUCCUGAUUAAACAAGGCGUCUUGAAACUAGAAAAUCUUAGAUGUGCUGUUCUGGACGAGAUUGAUAUACUGUUUAAAGAUGACGACUUUGAAGCUGCACUCCAACUCUUGAUCAGUUCUUCGCCUAUUACUGCACAGUACCUAUUCGUGACUGCAACAUUACCUGUAGACAUUUACAACAAGCUUGUGGAGAUCUUCCCUGAUUGUGCAAUGAUCAUGGGCCCUGCUAUGCAUAGGACGAGUGUUGGGUUAGAAGAGGUACUUGUCGAUUGCAGUGGGGAUGUUGCAGCCGAGAAAACUCCUGAGACGGCAUUUGAGAACAAAAAAUCUGCUCUGCUGCAGCUUGCAGAGCAAAGUCCUGUUUCAAAGACGAUUGUUUUCUGCAACAAGAUUGAGACGUGCAGAAAAGUGGAGAAUGUGUUGAAACGUUUCGACAGGAAAGGAAUCAACAUUCAAGUCCUUCCAUUCCAUGCUGCUCUGGCUCAAGAAUCGAGGCUGGCAAAUAUGAAAGAUUUCAUGAACCCACAUCACUCUCCAGACCAGUCUUUGUUUCUUGUUUGCACCGAUAGAGCCUCGCGUGGGAUCGACUUUGCAGGUGUGGAUCAUGUUGUCUUGUUUGACUUCCCAAGGGACCCGAGCGAGUAUGUCCGACGAGUGGGAAGAACUGCUAGAGGUGCCGGAGGGAAAGGGAAGGCGUUUGCGUUCGUGGUGGGGAAGCAAGUUUCUCUAGCGAGGCGGAUAAUAGAGAGGAAUCAGAAAGGGCACCCGUUGCACGACGUUCCAGCAGCAUAUGAGUUGAUGUCUUCAUGACCAGGGAACGCCGGCCUUGGUGUUGUUCUCGCAAACUCCCUUCCAUCUAGAGGGAACGGGGCUAUACCCUUUGUCGCUAAAACUCUUGGAUUCGGGCCAAACACCUGUAACAAACUCCACAUAUAUAUAGUCAGAUAUCUCAUCAGAAAUAUUUGUAUUGACUACUAUAAUCAAGAU